Messenger RNA from Lachancea meyersii CBS 8951, 1158 nucleotides. NCBI's taxonomy places the organism in Eukaryota, Fungi, Ascomycota, Saccharomycetes, Saccharomycetales, Saccharomycetaceae. The record is from the annotation of a GenBank genome assembly.
AUGGAGAUUUGCGUGCGCCUGAACGAUGAUUGCGAAAGCGACUACACUUUUCAAAUAAACAAAGAUGACACUUUUGAGUCGAAAAUCAUGAAAAUGUUCAACCCUAAAACUGGGUUGGCCAAAUUCAUGGUGUUGAGACCCUCUAUUUUCUACAAGCCCGAGCCUAAAACGCUGACCAAGUCGAUGCACCCGGGCUACUUGACUGAGAACGGGUGUCUGAUUUACCACUACGACUGCGACAAUAAGGAAUACCGUGAGAAACUGGACUUGAAGACCAAUAAAAUCUGGGAGCAAAUGUGGCCAGGCCAGUUGGUGCUGCCCCAAUGGGAGUUAUCGUACCGCAAUAUUGCGGCGUUUGUGGUGCUCAUGCUGGCGUGGCUGUACACGGAUCUUCCAGACCUGAUUUCGCCCACGCCCGGUAUCUGUUUGACAAACCAGCUAUCCAGAAGAUUGGCAGUGGUGGCACACCACUACAACUACAACGCGAUUUCUGAAAAACUUUUGGAAGAGACGCAAAUAAACUCGGCAGGCACGAUCGCGCAGUGGUUGUUUUUCGGAUUGCACUGCUUGAAAGUGCUGUUUAUCGCGCUGGUCUUGUACACGGGCCUUGUGAACCCACUAACGGUCAACCCCUUGCAGUUCUACCACACACGUAAGGCGGUGGUGUCCAAAAACACAGACACCUUGAAAGACACGCUGCGCUCGAUUGGAUGGAUUGGUGCGAAACGUGCAACUUACGACGACUACCGUGACACGUACUACAAUUACAGACUGGAAAAAGCCGGUGGUUUGGUGGCUGCGUAUAAGAGCGGGAUCAUGAAGCAGGCCUCGACGCCAGGAGUGGUGUUGGAGGCCGGUGAGGGCUUCCAGACGCCGCUUGACAAGCGGUUUACGGAGUCGACGUUCAAGACGAUGGAAAAGAGCCGCAAGUUUGUGCUCAGCGAGGAGUACCUGAUCCAGGUCGAGCAGGACCUUAAGGAGCAGAUCAAGGCCUUCGACGAGAAGGACGUUUACAAGAUCAACCAGGAGAUUCGCAAGUUCCGCCGGUACGGGUUUUUUGAAUGUGGGCCGCAGCUGGCGCGUCUGGUACAGCUGCGACAGGAGGUGGCCGCAGAGAAGGCUACCACGCAAUCUGCCGAGGAGAAGAAGGAGCAGUAG